Molecule: messenger RNA, 822 nt
Organism: Strongyloides ratti
Lineage: Eukaryota; Metazoa; Nematoda; Chromadorea; Rhabditida; Strongyloididae
Product: Domain of unknown function DB domain-containing protein
Exons: 1
Coding region: 1-822 (273 amino acids)
Source: RefSeq, a predicted model, not a curated record
AUGAUUUAUAAAUCCAUACUUUUUAUUCUUACUUUAUUUGGAAAAUUUCAAAUAUCAAUAACUUGUGCUGCAAAUGGUAUCUGCCCUACACCAGGACUAUGUUAUCCAUCUUAUGGUUAUACUCAACCAUCUUGUGGAGGAUGUCAAAGAGCUUAUUCUUGUGGAACAUAUGGUUGUUAUAGGACUAAAGCUCGUGCUGCAACAAAUUUUGAACCUGAUGUAUUUAGGAGUAGACAAAAACCAAUGUUACGAGUUGCUGAAAAUGGAAUGUUAAGAGAUAGAGCAAUCCUUAAAAAUAGACUUAAAGGAAUCAAAGGAGAAGAUGUCAGUUCAGAAACAUUUAUUUCAAAUGGUGAUGAAAAUCUUGCUGAAAUGAGUGAUAUGGAUAAUGAUAUGAUGAAAAUUUCACCAACAAUUGCCCGCCUAAAUAAUCCCCGUUCACUUUCAUCACCAAUAGAUCCAAAUACAGCAUUUUUAAAUUGUUGUAUAGAUCGUAAACUUCCAGAUGCCUGCCUAGAAAAAUGUAAUUUUGGUAGAUAUAAUAAAAAUACAUUAACAGAAAUGUAUUUUAAAAGAGAUCUCUGUCCAAUUGCAGCAUUAAGUGAGUUACAAUUUUGUGCAGCAAGAGGAAAAAAUCAUAAAGCAUGUUGUGCUAGAAAUGGUGUUACAACAACAUUAGCUGGAGAUAAAUGUCUUAUAUUUUGUGAUCAAAGACCAGGAAAAAUUACCCCAUUAGAUAUGAGUUACAUUAGUUGUUUUGAUCGUUUUGAAAAUAUGAAAUCUUGUUUCUGGCAUGAUCUCAUACGUUUCUAUACAAAAUAA